Messenger RNA from Phytophthora sojae, 1029 nucleotides. RefSeq lists its product as hypothetical. Lineage: Eukaryota; Oomycota; Peronosporomycetes; Peronosporales; Peronosporaceae. Gene Ontology annotation, molecular function: protein binding. Bases 1 to 1029 code for a protein of 342 amino acids. The record is from RefSeq and is a predicted model, not a curated record. The transcript has a single exon.
AUGGCCGGAGGAGACGACCUGUCGGUGGCGACGCUGUCGCUCGGGGACGAGGGCGUCCAGGUGGACGAGACGCUGGACGCGGUGCGCAAGAGCGUGAUCGCCGGCGACGUGGAGCAGUUCCUGGCCACCGCGGGCGACCUCGGGGACAAGUCGCCGCUCGUGUACCUCAUGGACUGGCUGCACACGUGGCAGCAGGAGUACGAGGCGUUCGUGCACGUGCUGGGCAUCCAGGAGGGCUUCGAGGAGGACGGGGAGGACCAGGAGCAGGGCCAGGCGGAGAAGGACCUGGAGGAGAUGGAGGCUGAGGCCGAGAAGCUCAUGACUGGCUUUGGCAAGGUGGCCAUGGCGCUAGUGCAGCGUCUGGGCGUCAAGGACCCGGACGCUGUCGUGGACCGCCACGGAUGGACGCUGCUGAUGCAGGCGGCCAACUCGGGACUCCUCGAGCUGACGGAGGAGCUGGUGGCUCGCAAGGCCGACGUCAACUACGGCGGCACCUCUAAGGACGCCUCCAACCCGCUGUACCUGGCUGUCGAGUCGGAGCACUCGGCUGUGGCGCUGCUGCUGCUGAAGAACGGCGCCAUUGAGUCCGCUACGAAGCUCGUCACCACGCCCUCGGUGGGCGCGGGUGCUGGUGAGGAGGACGAGGACGCGGAGGACGACGACUGCGCACUGUUCCAGGCCUGCCGCUUCGGCCACAUCAGCGUGAUCAAGGAGAUGCUCGCUCUGGGUGCGGACGUCAACUUCGCUCUGCCCUCGAACGGCGACCGCGCUCUGCACGUGGCUGUCAUGUUCGAGAUGCAGGAGGUCGUGGAGCUCCUGGCUGGAAGCGACAAGAUUGACUUGAACGCUCUGAACGAGAUCGGCCAGACGUGCCUCUUUGGCUGCUCCGGUCUUGAGCUGGUCAAGCUGCUCGUUGCGAAGGGUGUCGACCCCAAGAUCAAGGACGUCGAUGGCGAGACGGCUCUCUCCGUGGCGCAGGCGCUUGGUGACGACGAGGCGGCCGAGUACCUUGCGACGGUGACCCUAUAG